This is a messenger RNA of Dimorphilus gyrociliatus, 1216 nucleotides long. NCBI's taxonomy places the organism in Eukaryota, Metazoa, Annelida, Polychaeta, Dinophilidae. The record is from the annotation of a GenBank genome assembly.
AGUUUUGUCUAAACGUAACAAGAUGGCGAACGAUGAAGACUUGUCAUCCGAGCAAACAGAUAAAUUGGUUCAAUUCCAAGAUAUAACUGGAAUUGAAGACAUGGAAAGAUGUAGAGAAGUCCUCCAGGAUAAUGAUUGGAACUUGGAGAGAGCAGUACAGAGACAUCUUGGAGAUACCACGAGCGAUACAACAGAAAGAUUUUAUCCUGAACCUACUUUAGAAAUUAAUCCUGAAGUUAGAUUACUCCGACCAGACGUUCGACGAGCUGUUACAGAUGCUGAUGGUGACGUCCGGCGAUUUAUUAGAGAAUUUGAUGAGAAGUACGGUGAAAAUCAUCCAAGUUUCUAUUCAUCCAGCUAUAGUUCAGCUAUAAGAAGCGCUAAGCAAAAUCUUCAAUUUCUCAUAGUAUAUCUUCAUAGCGAUAAACAUUCAGAUACCGAUAGCUUCUGUUCUGAUGUUAUAUGCUCUGAAACAAUUAGGACAUGGUUUCAACGUAGAAACGCCAUGUUUUGGGGUUGUUCAGUAGAAUUACCGGAGGGCCAUAGGGUUUCUGGUAUUUUAAGAGAAAAUGUCUAUCCAUUUUUAGCUGUUAUUGUGUUAAAAGAAAACAAAAUGAUGGUUGUGGGUAGAAUGGAAGGUUUUUGUUCAGCUGAUGUUCUGGUUGAACGUUUAGAUACAGUUGUUGAGAGUAACGAAGCGAGCUUGAUUGCCGAAAUGGCGGCAAGACAAGAAAGAGCUCGUGCAGCAGAUUUAAGGGAACAACAAGACGAAGCUUAUUUAGCUACACUCAGGGCUGAUCAAGAAAAGGAAAGAUUAAAAAGACAAGAGCAGGAACAGGAGGAACGCUUACGUAAUGAACAAGCAGAGAAAGAAAUGCAAUUGGUAAACCGGAAGAAAAAAGCUGAAGAAUCCCUUAGUCCCGAACCAACAAAUUCGGAAGAUUCCAUUAAAGUAAUACUAAAAUUACCAGAAGGACCAAGAAUAGAGAGAAAAUUCGAUAAGAAACACAACCUAUCUGAAUUGCAUGACUUCGUAUUGUCCAGGAACGACAUGCCAGAUAGUUUCGAAUUGCUUACCAAUUUUCCAACCAAAGUGAUUUUAAGGAGUGAAAAUGCUGAAAAUUGCAAUGAAUACGAGCGUUUGAAGAGUAUUACAUUUGAAGAAGCGCAGAUAACCGGUACGACGUUAUUGUUUGUUAGAGACUUGGACGCCUAA